This is a messenger RNA of Cotesia congregata, 3879 nucleotides long. The record is from the annotation of a GenBank genome assembly. NCBI's taxonomy places the organism in Eukaryota, Metazoa, Arthropoda, Insecta, Hymenoptera, Braconidae.
AUGAACGGGAGUUUAAGUGGACAUCGUGGUCCCGAGCAACAUCCGACAAGAUUCGCGGAUUACUUUGUUAUUUGCGGACUUGACAAAGACUCAGGCCUUGAACCUGACAAAUAUUUUGGAGAUUCAUUGCAGAGUACACCAUUAGACCGUGCUUACAAAAGCAAAGUAUUGGGUCACUAUCCAGAUUCCGUUCCCUGGAACCCAUUUGAUGAGCAUGCAGUCUGUAUGCCUUCUUUCCACUCGUUCGUCCUGACCAAGGAAGAUGGCCGGAGAACUUACGGGUUCAGCUUGGUCUUCUACGAAGAAUGCCGGAACCGAAAGAUUUGCGCUGCAAUGCAAACUCUCCAGGCUAUGUUUAUCACUGAGCUCAGCAGCGGACAAAAUGGGACUCCUCCAGCACCUCGGAAAGGCCAGGAUCCUCAUAACACCCGAUCACUGCCGAGACACUUCAAAUUGUCAGCUCACUCGCCUGGGGCCGCAAUGGCCUAUUACGAUUCAACAAAAGACAAACUGCUGGUAACCAAAUCGAUAUCGCUGCUGUGUCAGCAACCUUACCUCCACGCUGCUCGUACAUUCCUAACGAAUCUCUACAAAUGUGUUCCCAGACAUCCAGGACCGGGUCUAAGUCUCGAGUCCUAUGUCUACAAUCUCCUGUACAACGUGCCAGUUCCAUUGCCCGGAAAAUCGCUUAAAUUUUUCGUCCCCAAUGACGAGCCGGCGAAAUCACCUCUGGAGCUGGUUAUUCUGUAUCCUUGUCCCGCCACGGAACUUCCUCUCCUCGACUAUCCCAUCAGAGACAUGUUUAUGUGGCUUGGCCCAGAGACAGUUAUUCAAUUAUUCACAUGCGUACUCCUGGAGAAUCAAGUGCUCGUUCGUAGCACCGAUUUUCAUAAACUUAUGGUAGUUGCUGAAUGCAUUACUGCUCUUCUUUUUCCCUUCUCGUGGCAACACGUCUAUGUACCUAUAUUACCGGCAAGUCUUCAUCAUUUUCUUGAUGCUCCUGUACCUUUUAUUAUGGGGCUGCAUGCCCAAAGCGAAGGGAGUAAUUUAAAAAUAGCCAGUGAGGCAAACCUUUGUUAUGUAGAUAUCGAUAAACAAACUAGUCAAUUCCCGGAAGAGUUACCAAUUUUUCCAAGAAAAAUGCAAUUCCUCGCUGAGAUUAAAACACUUUUAAAUAAGUACAAAGUACCCCAUUCUGAAAAGACUGACAAUAUGGUCAUAAAUUAUUUAAACUCGGAUAUAAUGACGAGUAGUUUAACACUUCCUGGCUCGGGUUUUCACGUUCCAAGAAGAAAACACUCUCUUCACGACGUUCUGGAUUGGGACAAUAAAUUAGACACUAACAACUCUACAACAACAGUAGCACAGUCUGACGCAUUGCAGAGAAUUGUUGAUAUCGUUAAAAAAACAGGCAUAAGCCUCGAUGAUAUUGACGCUGUUGAAAAUAUGACCAAAGAUGAAGUAAUACUCACUCCUAAAGAAGAAUACCAACAGACAUUAAUUUUUAAUAACGCGAUCAGAGAAAUUUUUUUCAACCGCUUUGUACAAUUAUUCGCCGGCUAUGAUCAUUUUGUCAUUCAUCCAAGUCAAGAUAAAGAUGAAUGGCUCAAUAAUCGAGAUAGUAUGCAUGUAUUUGACAAAGCGACAUUUUUAUCAGACCAACCAGCCCAACAUUUACCUUUUCUAUCUCGAUUUAUCGAGACUCAGAUGUUUGCGUCCCUCGUUGAUACAAAAGUUAUGUCAUCUUGGAAUGAAUUAGACUCUAAUAUUAAAGUUUUUGACCAAAGAAUUGCACAAAUAAAAAAAAAAGGAGGAGAUGGAAUGAUUCGCUCGACGCGUUAUCAAGUAUCGAAUAACAUUCCAGAGACAGAAAAGUCACUGAUAAAUAAAUUAACCAACAUCGACUUUGAAGCAAGUCCUCCGACAGAGAUACUCCCUCACAGGGCUGCUUAUUUCAGAAGUUUUCCGCUGCUUGAUACUGUAGCGCUCAACAAAGAACCCGUUCAAAGCAGCAGAAAAGGCCAAACUCAGUGGAAGUACAAAAUGAAAUCUCUAGAGGCAAAUGGAAAACCACCGACGCCUCAAGAAACUCAGUCACCGCGACCUCAGACAAAAUUAUCAGCUGAUAUGAGUCCUGCUUUAAUUGCCCAGGCCAAUUGGACAUUUGUAGAAAAAUUGCUGAAGGAUUGCAAGUCUAAAACAAAACGAAUGCUAGUAGAAAAAAUGGGCUCGGAAGCAGUAGCUCUUGGUCACGGAACCGAAUCUCUGGUUGAUGUUGAAGAAAACACCUUGGUAGCAAGUCUGUGUGAUUUAUUAGAGCGAGUUUGGAGCCACGGUCUGCAGAACAAACAAGGCAAAAGCGCUCUUUGGUCUCACCUGUCCAUGUAUCAAGAGUUGGAAGAGUGUAAUGACUCUGCUAAGUCUAUCGAUCCGAACUUUUUAUCACCCGAUUUAUCUAACCUGGCGCUGGAAACAGACGUAUCGCCGACCAGAGGAACCGCUGAUAGGAAUAGAUCCACCGGGGAGCGAAAAUCAAUUGGGCCUGAACAUCUGAGGCCUCUUCCAGACUCGUUGACGUUUGAUAUUAGAAAUGUACAAGCUAUGACGGAGAUUAAAACUCAUAUUGGGUAUGCCAGAGCGUGGGUCCGGUUGGCUUUGGAAAAAAAACUUCUUUCUCGUCAUUUGAAAGUGCUGCUGUCUAAUACUACUUUGUUAAGGAAUCAAUACAAAAGAUCAGCAUUUCUCCGCUGUGAAGAAGAAAAGGAACAAUUCUUGUACCACUUACUAACCCUCAAUGCCGUAGAUUAUUUUUGUUUCACCAACAAUUAUCCAACAACAAAAUUACCCUACCGAGUGAUAAUCUUCCCAAGUAGAAAAGCGAGCGCAGCUACAACAUCUGCCAACGGAUGGAUAGUAAUCUCAGGAACUCUCUGCGAAACAAACCCCGUGGGGAUACCAAAAGGUACCCUGGAGUUCGUGUUCCACCACAAAAACCUCGGAGUACUGUCCACAUUACGAAUCGGGCAUGACAACUCCGGAAUAUCUCCCAAAUGGAUGGUCGAGCACGUAGUUGUAAGAAAUGAGGUGACCGGACACACAUUUAAAUUCCCCUGUGGCCGCUGGCUCGGCCGAGGAAUUGACGAUGGCUCUACCGAGCGCUUACUUGUGGGCGCUUUGGUCCCCAGAAGCAUUGACAGCGACGAAUUGGUUGAAACUUGCUCGACACCUCCGCGGUGCAGGUCGCCGAGUAUUCCGCGAAACAGACCUAGUUUAUCAGCUGACGUGCUGCAGCACGUGCUUGGGGAAGCGGUCAAUGCAAUAGUUAAGUUCCACUACCGUCGAGACCCUCAAGAUGGAUCACUCACUGCUCUGUUGUGUGGCGAGGGUGGACUUGUUCCUUCUCUGGAACAAACUUUUCUUUAUGGGUUCAAAAAUCAGCGGAUUUUUGGGAGGAAUUUUUAUGUUUGGGAUUAUUUUUUGAGGGUUAAAGAAAAUUUUGAAAUGUCACUUUUGGAGGAGAUGGACGAGUACUCGAAGAGACUCAAUAGAGACAGAAGGCUUCAUGCGGAAAAUAAUCAGAGGUUUACUAUCUUUCGAUGCUACUGUCAUCUUAUUGAUCAGAUCAAUACUUUUAGUCAUACUCUGGGAAAAGAUGGGAAAUUUCAAUUGUUUAUAUGUUUAGCUGCAAGGGAACAACUUCUUCAUCCAAUGUUACGUCCAAUGAGUGAUGCCCGAUCAACAGCAGAAAUGUACGAAGAAACUUCAUUUUUGCGAAAUCCAACAUUACUAAAUUUCCUAAUCCACAUCUUGGAGCCGUUGAGCGAGUUUCACAUUGUCCUUGAAAAGAGUCUAACCCACGGAAUUUCAAGUAUAUGCUAA